UUUGACCUCGUAUUUUUCCGAGUUUCCAGUUGUUUUGAACGCGGCAUUUUAUCAGAGUGAAAGUUGAUAGUCAACACACUGCAACUGCAGAACUACAAGGAAAUAGAUCGAUUGUUGCGAAAUAUUUUGCCAUAGAAUAACAUAUACAAGGAUAGAAAAAGCCUCAACGAUAAUAAAAUGAGCCGUCUGCAAGAUGAAUUUGAGCUGGAGAAAAGUGUCAGGCGGUUCAGGGAGACAUUCCAUGGAAAGAUAGCAGUGGAAAAGGCAACCUUACUGAUGAGACGCUAUGCCAACAACCAUCACAUGGUCACCUGGGCAGUUAUACUGAAGAAAGGCAACGAGCUGGAUGAUGAGGACAGAACAUGCUUACAGACGGAUCAGGCUGUCAAGAACGUGGUGCAGAGACUCACAGCUGAGGAGAGGGAACCUCAGGUCCCUCCUGCACAACAGCCCCGAGGUAGCAGACACCCUGAAGACGAUAAUGAUAUUAAGGAGCUGGGAGAGCGUCUGCGGGUCCUGCCUCUCACUGAGAAGAACAAGCGAAUGUUUGAUAAUGCCCAGCGCCACCUCACCCCCUCUGUCCUGCACCAGUUUGCCUGCCAGACCUGUGACAAGGACUGGUGGCGUCGGGUACCCCAGAGGAAGAGGGUAUCUCGCUGUCACCUGUGCAAGAAGAAAUAUGACCCUGUCCCUUAUGACAAAAUGUGGGGUAUUGGAGAGUUCUGCUGCACCAAAUGCAGACGCUCCUUCAGGGGCUUUGGGAGGAUGGAUUUGGGCUCCCCCUGCUACUCCUGCCGAACUCUGGUGACCCCAACAGAGAUUCUUCCUCCACGCAAGGGAGUGGUAGGAAUAGUAGGACCCAGGAAACCUAUCCCACACAGCUGCCUCGCUGAGGACUGUUACAACAGACAAGAGCCCCAUGUUCCUGGGACAGAGUGUGUCCACCCCCGCAGUCGCCAGAGGAACAGGAAGCCUCGCGUGGUGAACCCCAGCUCCAUCCACAUCAGCUCCGGCUCCACCGUCAACACCUGCCUGAGCCAAGGAAGCCUGGAGAACCUGUACGACCUCAUCAUGGAUGACAUCAGAGAGGAGAGUGAGGAAGACAACAGUAGUGGCAGCAGCAGCAGCUAGAGCACCACUGAUGUGACCAGUGACCAACACAGUCGUGAGCAGCUUCCCUGCUUCCCCAAUGGUGCUUCCAACGAUCAGGAUUUUCUUAGGUUCACGUUCAGUGUAAGGAUGGCAUCUCAUAAGCCUACUGAUAUAGUAUUGGUUUUACUUUCCUUUCAUUUUAAAAACCAUGAAAAGACAGAUGGUAUAAGUGAGAUGAUAUAACUUGUUUCAUGUUUUGCUUUUGGCUUUGUUUAUGCUUACUGAAGUGUUGCCACGUGUUGUUGCCGCUGUUGCUGCUUUGUUAAUGUCUGAAUGAAAAGGGGAGAUUGACCGCA
Molecule: messenger RNA, 1448 nt
Organism: Coregonus clupeaformis (lake whitefish)
Lineage: Eukaryota; Metazoa; Chordata; Actinopteri; Salmoniformes; Salmonidae
Product: shiftless antiviral inhibitor of ribosomal frameshifting protein homolog
Exons: 9
Coding region: 178-1131 (317 amino acids)
Biological process (GO): innate immune response; viral translational frameshifting
Molecular function (GO): ribosome binding; sequence-specific mRNA binding
Source: RefSeq, a predicted model, not a curated record